Polistes dominula (European paper wasp) is the source of this 2852-nucleotide messenger RNA. RefSeq lists its product as uncharacterized. Lineage: Eukaryota; Metazoa; Arthropoda; Insecta; Hymenoptera; Vespidae. Gene Ontology annotation, molecular function: DNA-binding transcription factor activity, RNA polymerase II-specific; RNA polymerase II cis-regulatory region sequence-specific DNA binding. The record is from RefSeq and is a predicted model, not a curated record. Gene Ontology annotation, biological process: regulation of transcription by RNA polymerase II.
GUCACGUUGGAUCUCGCGGCGUUGUCUGCUUACGGGGGCGUAUCGGGACCCAGGGUCGCGGUGGCGGGCACUGGGCUUCUCGCGCUACCCGGCUUGAUACCCGAGAAGGGUUUAUCAUCGCCCGGCGGCCAGUCGAAAGUAAAUUUCGCAGGGCUGGCGGGUCUCGACAGCGAGGCGGUGCGCCGCUGGGUCGCGGAGGCCGCGCGGAUUCGCCAAAUUCCACCUCCGGUCUUGAUACAACCAACUGCUCAACCGCCUCCACCGUCACCCCAGCAGCAGCAGCAACAACAACAACAACCACAACAACAACAACAACAACAACAACAGCAACCACAACAACAACAACAACAACAACAAUCACAACAACAACAGCAAUCACAACAACAACAACAACGGCAACAGCAGCAUCACAGUCAUCGACAACGGCAGGAAGCUAGCCCACCUUUAGUGGGACCUACCCCUUUCGUUUUAUCAACCUCGAUGACCCAUACCCCCAGCAUGCAUUUGUUGGAAAACAACAAUUUAGUGGAGGUUGCGAUGUCACAGCAACAACAGCAGUCCCACCAGCAAAUGCAACAACAACAAAAACAAAAACAGACCAGUCCAACGAACAACAAUACCAUAGAAGCUUGGAGAUCGAUUCAGGGUAGUCAUCAAUGGUGGAGCACGCCUAGUGCAGUACUUCAGGAGCAACAGCAAUCGCAACAACAACAACAACAACAACAACAGCAACAGCAUGUAGUACCGAUUGCCCGAAUCAGUCAAGCGCAAGCUCUCGUUGCUGGUGCAAUUUGCGAACAGGUGCAAAGGCAUCAAAUUCAUUCUGAGAUAGAUCAACCUCUCGAUUUUUCCGUCGGAACUCUUCAACAACACAGGCUACAAUCGCGAGUUAGGAUUAUGCACGAGAGACUACAGAAUAGGAUUACUGACAACAACAACGGUACAGUCAGCGCACAAAAGAUCAGGGUAUCUGGUAGUAGACGAAGUUACAGCCCCAGCGAGGCUAGUACCAGUAGUAGCGAGGACGAGGGUGUAUCCACUGGGGGUAGUCCGUCAGGACCCCUAAGAGAUAUCGAAAAUGGUAAAAUUUGGAUGGCCGACAAUGAAGUCGUGUCGAGAACAGAACAAUCCUUCAAAAGAAUUUCACCUUUGAAUGCUUGUGCAACAACUACGACGACAACGACGACGACAGGUGGUGGAGCACCGACACACCCCCACCUGUCACCGCCCAUAGCCGCUCCUGUGACGACUCCUGAUCAUAGAAGCCCGACCAGUCUUCACACCAAACUUGCCAUCUCACCUGCCAGUGAUGCGCUCGGCCGAAUCGAUAAGGAGCCAGCCUCGCCGGAAUCCAUACAAGAUGCGGAUCUACAUGCUGAAGUCGAGGGAGUCGAACUCAGUGGAGACGAUCGAAGUAUCACAAGUGAUAUUCAAGAUGUUACUGAUGCGAAUCUCGAUCAAGAUUCAAUAGAUUCGGAUAGGGAAGCUCUUAAUUUGGUUACUGAUGUAUCACAACGUAAUAGCAGCAGUGGUACCAGCGGUAGCUCAUCUUCGCCAAGUUCUGGAGUGAGUAGUCAAUUGACUACUGGUACGCAUCAACAGCAGCAACAGCAACAACAGCAGCAACAACAGCAACAAUUGCAACACACCAGCACGCAAAAUAAUGGAAACUCGCAAGCUGCGUUGGCGGCUCAAUUUGUCAGCCAACAAUUGUUAAUGCAUGGAUCUCUUGGUACUCUCAGACCUCAAGAGAUUCAAGCCAUUGCAUCGUCCCUACAACAGCAACAACAAUCGUUACAGCAGCAAUUGCAGCAGUUUGCUAUAUUUCAACAAGCCAAUCCGACAACGGCUGGGCAACAAGCGCAAUUCUUCUUACAAAAUCAGGUACAGCAAGCUGUAGCACAAGCAGCCCAACAAUUACAGGCCAUACAAAAACAGCAAGCUCUUCAAGGUGGAGGUGGAUUGGUAGGAAGAAAUUUAACGCAACAAAGAUCGCCACCACCCUCUGGUACACCUCCGUCUGUAAAACCACCACCAGCAAGACUUGAACAUUCUCCAGAAGAAACAACGGACCUUGAGGAACUCGAACAAUUUGCUAAGACUUUUAAACAACGACGAAUCAAGCUUGGUUUUACGCAAGGUGAUGUUGGUCUUGCCAUGGGAAAACUUUACGGCAAUGACUUUUCUCAAACCACCAUUUCAAGGUUCGAAGCAUUAAACCUUUCCUUCAAGAACAUGUGCAAAUUGAAGCCUCUUCUUCAAAAGUGGUUAGAAGAUGCCGAUAAUUCUUUGAACAACCCAAAUUCGCUCUCGAAUCCACUAACAACACCAGAAGCAAUAGGUAGGCGGCGAAAGAAGAGAACUUCAAUAGAAACUACCGUUAGAGUGGCACUAGAGAAAUCUUUCGUUCAGAAUCCAAAACCUACUUCCGAAGAAAUCACCGCACUGGCGGAUAAUUUAGCAAUGGAAAAGGAAGUUGUUCGAGUAUGGUUUUGCAACAGGCGACAAAAAGAAAAAAGGAUCAAUCCUCCAACAGCAGCAAUGGGAAGUCCGACAAUGGCGUCGCCUGCGCCAUCAGUUUUUGCUUCUCUUACGAAUUCGAUGUCUGCUAGUCCUUUAGCUCUCACUGCACAUUCCUCGGGAAUGGGUCAUAUCCAAUCACAUUCCACGUCAUUGGGAUCACCUCUUCCUUUGGCCUUAGUGGCAACACCCAGUGCAAAUUACCAUCCAUUGAGUGGGAAAUCUCACGAGUGACAACAACAGACCACCCAUCAAGGGGACAAUCUUUACCAUCAUCGAGAUCAACAGCAGAAACAGCAUCAGCAACAACACCAGCAACAACAACAGCAACA